AUGAGUAUCGGACAAUAUGGCCACACAGCAUCUAUAUUAGUAAAUGGAUUAGUAUUAGUUGCUGGUGGAGACGACAGUGGUAAUGAUCAUCCCAAGAGUGCUGAAUUGUAUAAUCCAUCAACAGGCACUUGGGCAAUUACAGGAAGCAUGAAUGUCAUACGAAGAGAUUAUACAGCAUCGACAUUAGCGAAUGGAUCCGUCUUAGUUGCUGGUGGAUCCAACGGUGUUCGUCAUAAUAGUGCUGAAUUGUACAAUCCAUCAACAGGCACGUGGACAACCACAGUGAACAUGAGUACCCCACGAUCUCUUCACACAGCAUCCACAUUAGCAAAUGGAUUAGUAUUAGUCGCUGGUGGAUCUGACGGCCUUGUUGUUCUUAAUAGUACUGAAUUGUACAAUCCAUCAACAGACACUUGUACAACUACAGGAAGCAUGAAUGUCGUACGAGGAGUUCACACUGCAUCCAUAUUAGCAAAUGGAUUAGUAUUAGUUACUGGUGGAGCGGCCGUUGUUGGUGAUUAUUUCAAUAGUGCUGAAUUGUAUAAUCCAUCAACAGAUACUUGGACAACUACAGGAAGCAUAAAUGUCGCCCGAGGAUAUCACACAGCAUCCACAUUACCAAAUGGAUUAGUAUUAGUUGUUGGUGGAGAGGGUAGAAAUGGUACUGCACUCAAUAGUGCUGAAUUGUACAAUCCAUCAACUGGCACGUGGACAACUACAGGAAGCAUGAAUAUCGCACGAUAUUAUCACACAGCGUCCACAUUAGCAAAUGGAAAAGUAUUAGUUACUGGUGGAUUCGUAAGAGGUGUCGGUUAUUUUAACAGUGCUGAAUUGUACAAUCCAGCAACAGGCACUUGGACAAUAACAGCAAAUAUGAGUACCUUCCGAGGAUAUCACACAGCAUCCACAUUAGCAAAUGGAAAAGUAUUAGUUACGGGUGGACAGACUGGCGGUGGUUAUCUCAAUAGUGCUGAGCUUUAUUAA
This is a messenger RNA of Adineta steineri, 984 nucleotides long. The record is from the annotation of a GenBank genome assembly. Lineage: Eukaryota; Metazoa; Rotifera; Eurotatoria; Adinetida; Adinetidae.